Messenger RNA from Andrographis paniculata, 2567 nucleotides. RefSeq names its product rhamnogalacturonan I rhamnosyltransferase 1-like. Gene Ontology annotation, cellular component: cytoplasm. The record is from RefSeq and is a predicted model, not a curated record. Bases 783 to 2276 code for a protein of 497 amino acids. The transcript is spliced from 7 exons. Lineage: Eukaryota; Viridiplantae; Streptophyta; Magnoliopsida; Lamiales; Acanthaceae.
AAAUUACACAUCAUCUCCUUGCCGUUUCCAUCAUAAAAACCUGACCUCUAAAAUACACCGAUGCAUACAUGCUUCUUAUGGAAAAUCGUCUUCUCCAAUUCCUCCGUGAACCAAUCCAUAAUCCCUAAUUGUACGGCCUGCAUUUCAUUCUCUGAUCGCCGAACAGGAAGAGGAGGAAAUAUUCGACAAUGCACCGACCCUAACUGCUGCUACUUUCACAGCGUUGUUGAUUUUCUCUUUAUAAAAAAUCUCUCUUUCUUCCUCAACUGUUCUUCACCAUUCGACGGAAUCUUGUCGGCAAUCUGACAGCUGUGCCGAUCCUUGAGAAGGGUUUUGGAGUUUUUGACAACUGCUCUUCUAUUUAUACGGUUCAUCCACAUUACAAGUUUGUUUUUUUGCUGCUGUUUGAUGUUCCCAAUUUUUAGACUGUAAUCGUGCAUUUGUUGGAAGCUUCCGAGCCGUGGGGGUGAAAAAGCUUAGCGGGUUCUUGAUGUCAAGUUUGACAAUUUGCGGGAGGUUUCGAUUAGCAUUUUAAAUUUUCGAGGUGUACAUUCAAUGAUAGUUAAACAAUUUUAGAUUCGCCAUGUUUUGCGCGCAGAGAGAGAGAGAGAAGGAGAGUGCAGUGAGUCAAUAAUCUCACUCCCAAAACUUUCACCGUCUUAGAAAAACUAUUUACUGAUUCGUCCACCAUUUCCAGCAUUCAUUAAACCUCUUGAUUUAGUAUAUAUUCAUCUCUCCCUCGCUUCCCACCGGGAUGAAGAAGUGUUCUUGAUUGAUUGGCAAUGAAGACAUUGCGGCAGAGGGAGAGGGCAUGGGAUUUCUUUUCUGAAGAUCAGGUGCGAGAGACUACCAACUUCCUGAGGUUGUCCCAUUCUAGGAUGAAGCUGUGGACUUUGAGGGCAAUCACAACUUUGUUGCUGUGGACAUGUAUUAUUCAGUUAGUAGCCAUUGGAGAAGUUUGGGGGCCAAGGUUGCUGAAGAGCUGGCCUUCAUGUUCCAUUUCUUCCCCAAUUAUCCGUACACCUGAAACUUUAUCUUCUGUCCAACCAAGAAAGCAUUUUCCACCAAAGAGGAUAUACAAGAACAAUGGUUAUCUUCUUGUUUCUUGCAAUGGUGGCCUAAAUCAGAUGCGUUCUGCGAUAUGCGAUAUGGUAGCAAUCGCUAGAUAUCUCAAUGCCACUCUGAUCGUCCCUGAACUGGACAAAACUUCAUUCUGGGCAGAUCCGAGUGACUUCAAGGACAUAUUCAACGUCGAACAUUUUAUUUCCUCGUUGAGGGAUGAAGUCCGGAUACUGAAAGAGCUUCCACCCCGGCUCAGACGUAGAGUAGAACUUGGGAAGUUCUAUGAGCUACCCCCCAUCAGUUGGUCGAAUAUUUCUUACUACCGUAAGCAGAUUCUUCCCCUCCUCAAAAAGCACAAAGUAGUACACUUGAAUAAAACAGAUGCACGCCUCGCCAACAACGGAUUGCCUCUGUCGAUCCAGAAGCUGCGCUGCCGAGUAAAUUUCAGCGCUUUAAGAUUCACUCCCAAAAUAGAGGAAUUGGGCAGAAAAGUGAUCAGAUUGCUGAGGCAGAAAGGGCCUUUCCUUGUCCUCCAUCUCAGAUACGAAAUGGACAUGCUGUCAUUCUCGGGCUGCACUCAAGGCUGCACUGCUGAGGAAGUGAAUGAACUGACUGCAAUGAGGUAUGCUAAUCCAUGGUGGAAGGAGAAAGUGAUCGAUUCCGACCUUAAAAGGAAGGAAGGACUUUGCCCCUUGACACCUGAAGAAACUGCCCUUGUACUCACUGCACUCGGCAUCGACUCUGGCAUUCAAGUAUACGUUGCUGCUGGAGAGAUAUACGGCGGGCGAAGGAGAUUGUCAAGUUUGUCGACAGCAUUUCCGAACCUGGUGAAAAAGGAAACGUUGCUGGAGGCGUGGGAUUUGUCUUACUUCCGGAACCACUCGUCGCAGAUGGCGGCGCUGGAUUAUCUGGUCUCCUUGGAAAGUGAUCUCUUUGUUCCCACGUAUGACGGGAACAUGGCUAAGGUUGUCGAAGGGCAUAGAAGGUACUUAGGUUUCAAGAAAACUAUCCAGCUAGACAAGCGAACCUUGGUCGGUCUGAUCGAUCGAUACAGCAAUGGACUGUCGAGCUGGGAUGAAUUCGUUUCGUCUGUGAAGGAAGCCCACGCAGAUCGAAUGGGGAAGCCACAGAAGCGCGUUGUGCUUUCAGACCGUCCCAAGGAAGAGGAUUACUUCUAUGCCAAUCCACAAGAAUGCCUUGCAGCCUACAAAUGAAACGACGUUCGACAUAUUUACUUGUCUGUAAGAACAAAAAGCACAACGCAAAGAAGGAAGCACAUCAAAUCUAUACAAAUCUAUACAUGAUUCUUUCGCAAUUUUGCUGUACAUAUUAAACCCUUUCUCUGGGAUGUAAAACAGUUUGUCAAUCAAAUGGGAAAAACAUUCUUCAGACUCAGAAGCUGCAGAUUGCCUUAUACACUCUGCUUUGCAUUUUUAGAACAUGAAAUGCUAACAAUCCUCGAAUAUGUUUAUGAAUAUAUUCUGUCUACAGCAAGAAGUGCAAUU